Molecule: messenger RNA, 2084 nt
Organism: Manis pentadactyla (Chinese pangolin)
Lineage: Eukaryota; Metazoa; Chordata; Mammalia; Pholidota; Manidae
Gene: ACMSD
Product: aminocarboxymuconate semialdehyde decarboxylase
Exons: 10
Coding region: 44-1120 (358 amino acids)
Biological process (GO): secondary metabolic process
Cellular component (GO): cytoplasm; cytosol
Molecular function (GO): carboxy-lyase activity; hydrolase activity
Source: RefSeq, a predicted model, not a curated record
CCUGAAAGUAGCCAUAAAGGAACUAAGUAAAUCAAUCAACUCCAUGGUUUUCACGGAGAUCUCUUACUGUCAGAACUUCUUUACACACUUCUCCUCUGAUCCUGUGGUGAUGAAAAUUGACAUCCAUAGUCAUAUUCUACCAAAAGAAUGGCCAGAUCUAGAAAAGAGAUUUGGCUAUGGAGGCUGGGUGCAGCUCCAACAUCACAGCAAGGGAGAAGCAAAGAUGCUGAAAGACGGGAAGGUCUUCAGAGUGGUCCAGGAGAACUGCUGGGAUCCAGAAGUCCGGAUUAGAGAAAUGGACCAGACAGGAGUGACUGUGCAAGCCCUUUCCACGGUUCCCGUCAUGUUUAGCUACUGGGCCAAACCUCAGGACACUUUAGACCUGUGCCAACUUUUAAACAAUGACCUAGCUGCCACCAUUGCAAGACACCCAAGGAGGUUUGUGGGUCUGGGUUCAUUGCCCAUGCAGGCCCCCAAACUGGCCAUCAAGGAGAUGGAGCGCUGUGUGAAGGAGCUGGGCUUCCCGGGCGUACAGAUCGGCUCCCACAUCAACGAGUGGGACCUGAAUGCACAGGAACUCUUCCCCGUCUAUGCGAUGGCUGAAAAGCUGAACUGUUCCCUAUUCAUACACCCCUGGGACAUGCAGAUGGAUGGACGGAUGGCCAAAUACUGGCUCCCUUGGCUUGUAGGAAUGCCAGCAGAGACCACAAUAGCCAUUUGCUCCAUGAUCAUGGGUGGAGUAUUUGAGAAGUUUCCUAAACUGAAAGUAUGUUUUGCACAUGGAGGUGGUGCCUUCCCCUUCACAGUGGGAAGAAUCUCUCAUGGAUUCAACAUGCGCCCAGAUCUGUGUGCCCAGGACAAUCUAAACAACCCAAAGAAAUACCUUGGUUCCUUUUACACAGACUCAUUGGUUCAUGAUCCUCUGGCCCUCAAGCUGUUAACAGAUGUCAUAGGAAAGGAUAAAGUACUUUUGGGAACCGAUUACCCAUUUCCAUUAGGUGAGCUGGAACCUGGCAAGUUGAUAGAGUCUAUAGAAGAAUUUGAUGCAGAAACAAAGGACAAACUAAAAGCUGGCAAUGCCCUAGCAUUUUUGGGUCUUGAAAGAAAACAAUUUGAAUGACUGAAUUUACUAAAAGAAGCAAACUUUCAAGAAGAUACAUCACUUUUGUUUUUAAAUAUGUAUCACACAUGCAUUACUAAAAUCCUAUUUUGAACUAUUUUAUCCAGAAAGAGUAUCUCCAAAUAUCCUGUUAUCCAUAACAAAGUGACUCACAUGUGUUUUCAUUCUGAAAAGCAGUACAUUAUUUCAUGUGCAAAUCAAAAAUGAUUUUCCCAGUGCUUUUUAAAUUAAUGACAGAAAUAAAAAGCAAAAUGUCACUAAAGAUUUAUGUGGAGAAAGACCAAAGCCAAAUUCAUCCUAGAGGGAUCUGGUAUUCUCUAGGUAGGUUCUCUACUUUGAACAAGUAUGUGUAAAUUGGGCCCAAAUAAUAUGUCUUAAUGCACUUUUAACACCUUACAUUAGUCCAGAAUUGGACUGGGAAUGCUUUAGACUCCAAAAAUAAAUGAUAUCCUUAAUCCAUAACCUCUAGGAACCUAUAAUCCAAUUAAGGAAGCAAUAUAAAUGGUUAUGAAAUAGUUACUAAGCAAUACAAUAGGAGUGUCACAGAAGUUUCUGUAAAAACAAAUUCAUUUAAGUUCAAACUGUUGCACAGAUCUUCAUAGAUGAUCUUGGAACUUGAGCUGAGUCUGUGAGGAUGGAUAAGGCUUGGUAGAAUUGGAACACUGAACAUAGGAAACCUAUGAGAAUAGGUUUCAGACUGAAUGAGAACUUACCCAUUCUGGAGAAAAGUUCCAGUUUAUAAUUCUUUUACCAGAAGUUCAUUUACUUGAAGAUAUGUAGCAGAAUGUGUAAAGCUAGCUGUGGCGAUUAAGCAGGGCAAUACCAGGGUAACCUUAUUUUAUUGACUUCAUUUAUUGUCAUCCCACCUGAACUGCUGAAAAUGAACCUGGUCCUAGGAGGAUGAUGAACAUCUGCAGCUCAUGUACCUCUGGCUGAACUCUAAAAUCAAACAUAGUUUUUCAAA